AUGUCACCGAGCUGGCUAGCAAACGAAAAGGGGGAUCCCAACCAGGAUGUGGGAGUCGUCCCUAACCCGAACCCGACCAUCACCGGUCCGUGGACGGUGGAUAAGGUGCUCGACACGAUCCCUACAGGCAAACCGGCAGAAGGGACAAGUUCGCCAAUUGGGUACUUCCACAUUCUCGAGCGCCUGAAGACGACGAAGCGGGAGGGUUGGCGGCGGUUUGGGAUCGACCGGGGCGAGUCCAUCUCGGACCACAUGUACCGGAUGUCCAUGAUGAGCAUGCUCGCGCCGCCGGCUCUCGCAGCGCGGCUAGACAUGGCCAAGUGCAUGAAGAUGUGCCUGAUCCACGACAUGGCCGAGUCAGUCGUCGGCGACAUCACGCCCGUCGACGAUGUCACCAAGCCCGAGAAGAGCCGGCGCGAGGCCUCGACCAUGGACUACAUCACACAGCGGUUGCUGGGCAAGGUGGACGGUGGCAGGGUCGGAUCUGAGAUCCGCGCCAUUUGGCAGGAGUACGAAGACUCGCAGACGCUCGACAGCCUCUUCGUGCACGACAUUGACAAGAUGGAACUGCUCCUGCAGAUGGUGGAGUACGAGAAGCGCGGCAAGGGGCGGCUCGAUCUGGGAGAGUUCGCCUACGUCAAGACCAAGAUCGUGCUGGACGAGGUGAAGGCGUGGGCCGAGGAGAUCAUGAAGGAGCGCGAGGAGUUCUGGGCCGGGCAGGCCCAUGUCCAUGGCGAGGCGGGUGUGGAGGGCGGCGUCGCACCCGAAAAGGCAGCGAUGCAGGAUGCAUACUACAGAAAGGAGUAG
This is a messenger RNA of Parathielavia appendiculata, 807 nucleotides long. RefSeq lists its product as uncharacterized. Bases 1 to 807 code for a protein of 268 amino acids. Lineage: Eukaryota; Fungi; Ascomycota; Sordariomycetes; Sordariales; Chaetomiaceae. The transcript has 2 exons. Gene Ontology annotation, molecular function: 5'-deoxynucleotidase activity. Gene Ontology annotation, cellular component: cytoplasm. The record is from RefSeq and is a predicted model, not a curated record.